Hypomesus transpacificus is the source of this 1430-nucleotide messenger RNA. RefSeq names its product prolactin releasing hormone receptor 2b (gene prlhr2b). The coding region runs from base 102 to 1187 and encodes 361 amino acids. Lineage: Eukaryota; Metazoa; Chordata; Actinopteri; Osmeriformes; Osmeridae. Gene Ontology annotation, biological process: G protein-coupled receptor signaling pathway. The record is from RefSeq and is a predicted model, not a curated record. The transcript is spliced from 3 exons. Gene Ontology annotation, molecular function: neuropeptide Y receptor activity; neuropeptide binding. Gene Ontology annotation, cellular component: neuron projection; plasma membrane.
GAUGCGCUGUGCUUUGCGUCGAGCUUACUGCCUCUCAAGGAGUUCACUUUUGCAGUUUGCAUUCCAGCCCAGGGUUCUGAAAAUAGGGGUCUAGCAGGGCUAUGGAGGGCAGUGGCAGUGGCUGGAUUGGAAGUAUAUUCCCGCCUGUGACAACGGAAACAACGGAGGCACGCAGCUACGAGGUGGCAGUCCUGAACGACCCGGCCAAUCACAGCUCCCAGUUUGCCGACGUGGCUCUCCUGCAGAGCUUCAAGCCCCUCAUCAUCCCCUGCUACGUGCUGGUGGUGGCAGUGGGCGUGUUUGGCAACUACAUGCUGCUGUACGUCAUCUGCCGCACGCGCAAGAUGCACAACGUCACCAACUUUUUCAUCGGCAACCUGGCCUUCUCCGACAUGCUGAUGUGCGUGACCUGUGUUCCCUUCACGCUAGCGUACGCCUUCAGCCCUCACGGCUGGGUGUUUGGACGCUUCAUGUGCUACCUGGUGUUCCUCAUCCAGCCGGUCACCGUCUACGUGUCUGUCUUCACCCUCACGGCUAUUGCUGUGGACAGGUAUUACGCCACAGUUCACCCUCUGAAGAAGCGGACCUCCGUAGCCACCUGUGGCUACGUCCUCACGGGGAUAUGGCUCCUGUCCUGUGGCUUGGUGGCUCCGGCCGUGGCCCACACCUACCAUGUGGAGUUCAGAGAGGAGGGCCUCACCAUCUGUGAAGAAUUCUGGCUGGGCCAAGAGAAGGAGAGACUGGUCUAUGCCUACAGCACCCUGCUCGUCACCUACGUCCUCCCCCUGUCGGCCCUGUGCGUCUCAUACCUCUGCAUCUCCGUGAAGCUGCGGAACUGCGUGGCGCCGGGGCAUCGGACCCGGGACCAGGUGGAGGCCCAGAGAGCCCGAAAGCGGAAGAUCUUUCGCCUGGUGGCACUGGUGGUGGCGGCGUUCGGCGUGUGCUGGCUCCCCAUCCACGUGUUUAACGUCCUGCGGGACAUCGACAUCCGCCUCAUCAACAAGCGCCAUUUCCUCCUCAUCCAGCUGCUGUGCCACCUGUGUGCCAUGAGCUCGUCCUGCUGUAACCCCUUCCUCUACGCCUGGCUGCACGACCGCUUCCGCGCCGAGCUACGGAAGAUGUUCACCUGCCACCGCCGCAUUGGCAUCCCUGCCAACCACUGUGCUACUGCCAGUGUGGUCCUGUGACUGGGCAGAGUUGGCAUGGGAGAUAGAGAGACAGGACAGAAAGGGGACGUCUGAUUGGCUGUAGCUCAGUCAAUGUCAUACUCUUUUCUUCGGGAACUAAUAUGACUGAUUUUUUGGGCUACAAGGCAGGUUUCCACUUAAAACAUUUAACAGUGACAUAGAUUAACAUACCUGUUAAACUGUUACAUACAAAGCAGGUACAAGUCAGGUUGUCCAUUUUAAGAUUAAAAACUAUAUUUAGAU